Phyllopteryx taeniolatus (common seadragon) is the source of this 700-nucleotide messenger RNA. RefSeq names its product mitochondrial ribosomal protein L57 (gene mrpl57). Gene Ontology annotation, cellular component: mitochondrial ribosome. Gene Ontology annotation, biological process: mitochondrial translation. The record is from RefSeq and is a predicted model, not a curated record. The transcript is spliced from 2 exons. The coding region runs from base 178 to 489 and encodes 103 amino acids. Gene Ontology annotation, molecular function: structural constituent of ribosome. NCBI's taxonomy places the organism in Eukaryota, Metazoa, Chordata, Actinopteri, Syngnathiformes, Syngnathidae.
CACCGUCGCAGUGAAGUUUGAUCUUUCUGCCGCGCCGUAGACCAACCCGGAUGUAGACGCUCGACCCCGACAUUUGCACAUUUUAUACGUUUAGGUCUUAAUUUGUUCCUUUCUUGUUUGUCCCCGGAUUUUGAAGCUAUUUCGUUUACAAAUAAGCGAGAGAAGCCAGCGGCCGCCAUGUUCCUCAGCCUGGCCCUGCUGCGUAAGGGGAUCCCGGGCAAGCAGUGGAUCGGCAAGUACCGGCGUCCGCGGCCCAUCACGUGGCAGAUGAAGCGCAACAUGCUGAAGCAACUGGAGCGCGAGGCCCAGAACGAGUACUGGAUCAGCCGGCCCUACGUGACGCCCGAGCAGGACGCCGGAAGUGCCGCCGAGCGCCGCGCCGGCAACUGGCUGGGCAUCAAGGAGGCCAAGUUCAACAAUUUCCCCCAGCACAAGACCGUCACCGAUCACCUGGCCCAACUCGGCAUGUCCAAGAACUGGUCUGCUUAACGCUUGGGUUUGGACAAGGAAAGACUUUUCAGCGUGUCCGUGCCGUAUUGUGAAGCAGGGCUGAAAGCGUCAAGGUGUUUUGAGUCAUUAAAACACACAAAAAGGCAUGAAAGCAGCAAAAUAUUCAAUAUUAACUGUUGUCCAUGUACAACUUGGUUCUCCACAUGUAUUACUCAUCAUUUAUAUAUAAAACCCAGUUGAAAUACUGCAA